Molecule: messenger RNA, 1236 nt
Organism: Aspergillus welwitschiae
Lineage: Eukaryota; Fungi; Ascomycota; Eurotiomycetes; Eurotiales; Aspergillaceae
Exons: 3
Coding region: 1-1236 (411 amino acids)
Source: RefSeq, a predicted model, not a curated record
AUGUCAGCAAUGCUCGCGCUUCCAUGUGAAAUUAUUGCCCUCAUCAUCGGACAGUUGACCGGUCGCGAUCUCUGGAACAUCUACGAUUGCUGUCACCACCUGCGCGCUUGUGCGGCGCGCUUGCUCUUCCGCAAAGCGACCGUCCGAUUCGACGAAUCCACGCCCAUUCUUUUAAACGGGCGGUACUUCCGGUCUCCCCGGGGCGGUCUACUCCAGACGUUGAGCCGGUGGUCCCACCAUGUGCAGACGCUCGAUAUCUGGGGCGACGAGGCAGCCAUUCCGGGCGAGUUCUUGGACGCUCUGCGAGGCUUGCACCGCCUGCAAACCGUGAGGCAAGUGGGCGAUGAUUGCAGCAUCAGCUACCCGCCGGCGCUGAGUAGCCUACAACAACUGCUCCGACAGCUGUCGUGCCAGCCUACGGUACGCACGCUGGGCGUGGACUUUAUGUCUCCGCGGACCUGGCAGCCGCAGGUGACCUUCGAACACCUUCGGGACUUGCAGCUGUCUUGCAUCGAACAUGAGCCUGGGCUGUGCGCCCUUCCGUCGCUCCCGGCUCUCGAGCGGCUGAGUCUCAACUUUUGCUGCUAUUGCCUUGAAUGCCCGAAGACCGGCUCUGGGCCGUGCACCUUGUUGCUGUUCGAACAGCUGCCGCGCUUGGUCUCCCUAUCCAUAUCCGGCGCUCGAAAGGGGAGCGUCGUGUGCCGUGGUCGCGCCUCCCAACUUCGGCGACUGGAGAUCACAUUCUCUAGUGAGGUCGACUGGGAGACGCUUCGCCUGACUCUGGGCUGCGACCUUGAGGAAGUGAUCAUUGCAGAUUGCGACUUUGUAGUUGGGUGGCCGGAACCCCUCCAGCGGUGGCCGAGACUACAACGCCUCCACAUCUACGAUUCAAACUCCGCAGUCACCCUCCUGGAUCAAGUGCAGAUACCGCCGGAUACUGAAGUCCAUGUGCGGAUACACCCGGCGGAUGUGCAAGAUUCAUCACAGUGGUCCAUGAUUCUGCACGCCUUGCAUACUGUGCCCGUUACUGUGAGCUUCAGUAGUCAUCCGGAUCUCUCAUACCCCUACUUAUCGCGUUUACGACAACUGACGGCGCUGGGCACGGUGCAGAUCGAUAAAGCUGACUGCUCAUGGUUUACAGCCUGCCUACGGGAGUUGGAGCCGGCUGGUGACUGUACCGCAGAUCUGCAGCUUACAGAUCUGGACCAUGUCGGACAGAUCAUGGGUGGAGGAUAG